GUGCCAUCGACCCUACCUCCUUGCGUAUGGUGGGACAGGAGGAGUUCGAAGCCGUUUCAGAAAGGAUGUUUUCUCAACAAAACCUCAAAAGGAUUUCCAAAGCAAUCUUGCGGAUGAGUGCACUUUUGGGCCUUGAGUCAGUAAGUUUGACUGGAGCCGAAGCAACAAAAAUCAGCGAAUCCGCUGAGCUUGGUGAGACAUGUGAACUGGCAGCACAACAUGCCAGUGACUCCGGUGAAACGUUUUGGCUAUGGGUCGUUGUUAUUUGCAUGGUCUUACUUUGGAUCAUCUUUGCGCUGAUGGUUUUUCGCACGUUCAAGAAGCUCUCAAAGGAAAUGGAAGAUUGCUGGAGACAAGCUGCUGAAGAAGAUGCUUUUUCGGGAAGACUCGAACAACGUAUUACUGGUUUGGAUCAGAGGGUGGAAUUUGCUGAAGGACUUGCUGAGAGAAAUCGAAGUGAGUUACAUGAAGAAAUUCAGCAGGUCAGCAACGAAGUCAGCAUGACCCACGACUAUGCCUCUGGACUCCAUUAUUACAUUGUUGAGAGCGGCGGUUAUUUGAGGCGUGCAGCCCGCUUCGCAGUACAGAAAAUACAGAUCCAAUUGAAGAAGUUCCAGGACAUCUUGAGCAAGCAGAAGAAGAAUCACCGACGUCAGAUCCAGAAACUGACGGAAAUGAUGGAGGCAUGCGUCAAAGAGUUGGUGGAAAACUCUUUGGACGCCAAGGCCACUCGAAUCGAAGUUCGCCUUGGUGAUUCUGGCGCGGAACUCUUAGAGGUGAUUGACAAUGGCCAUGGCAUUUCCGCGGAAGACUUUGAGAAGGUGGCUUCAAGGCAUGCGACCUCCAAAAUCCGUCAAUAUACAGAUUUGAGUUCUGGUGAGUUUUCAAGUUUCGGUUUCCGUGGAGAAGCGCUUUCUGCAAUCAGCGCGAUGGGUGACAUGACGAUCGCCACCAAGACUCCAGAGUCCGCUGCAUCAUUGCUCUGCUACGACAGGUAUGGAAAGUUGGUGAGCUCUUCGCCCAUUGCACGCGAAGUUGGAACAACGGUAUCUGUCAGGGAGCUGUUCAAGCGCCUUCCGGUGAGGCACAAGGAAUUUAUGAAGAACGCCAAAUCCCAGGUCAGCGCAACUCUUCGACUGAUCCAGUCCUAUGCCAUUGCACAGCCCCAGGUUCGCUUCAGCGUCGUGGCUGAGAAGCGCUGCAGUGCCGGCGGGGGCCGCGCCACGUUGCUCUGCACCUCAGGAACAGCAACUGACUGGCACCAGGCUGCAGCAGCAGUGCUGGGCGACGCAGCGCUUGCAAAGACGCAAAAGAUUUGCGUCAAUGCUGGUGGUUGGCAAGUUGAAGGUUUGAUCUCUUCGCCGAUGGCUGGACGACGGUCCCGCGAUGCCCAGCUGUUUUUUGUGAAUGGGCGUCCGAUCGACCCGCCCAAGCGAGUGGCCAAACUGAUCAACGACACCUAUCAUCAGUACAAUUCGCGGGCCUGGCCUUUGCUGAUCCUGGCCUUCACAGCUCCUCAGGGCAUGGUUGACGUGAAUGUUACUCCUGACAAGAAGACUGUCUUCUUGCACCAGGAGGAGCUGCUGCUUGCGGGGCUUCAGCCAGCUCUGACGGAGCUCUUUGCAGCCCCGGAGCUUCACCUGGGCGGUUCGCUCGGGGACUUCGGUAUCCGGCCACGGACUGCUGUUGGACCUGCUGUAUGCGAUGAUGAUGGCAUGUCAGUUCCCAACACCCCGGAGCCAGCACCCUUGGCUUCGAAUGUGGACCGAGAGACACCCGAAAAGUCUCGAGCUGUGGGUGCUGGGCCUGCUGGGCCUGCUGGGAUUUCACAGUCGGAAGACUCUCAGAGCUCUACAAACUUGGAGGAUGUCCAAGAAAUGCGUGUCACUGAGAUCAGCGAUCAGGCAUCUGCUUUGCGUGACCAUGAAGCGACGGGCUUCGAGCAGCCAGGUCUUGUGUCGUCACCGCGGCAAUCUGUGUGGUCCCAACCGCUCAAACGGAGGCGGGAGGGUGAUCUGGACCUUGAAAUCCUCGAGUUGUCCAUGGAGGAUGUGGCGCCGGAUCACACUGAGGUUGCUAUGCCACCAAGGGAAGAACCAGGUCUGGACUUGAGCAUCGAGGAAUAUGUCCCUCCAGAAGGUUCGGAAAUGGAGGUAGAGCCGGUAGAGCCGGUAGAGCACAUCAUUCCAGCUGAGGAGAAUCAAUGCACUUCAGAUUUGCCAGCAAUGGGCUGCAGCUUUACAAGCUCCGUCACCUUAGAAGGAUUGCGCUCUCGGGCAAGACGCCGGCGCGAGGUUCUGUCAGCAGAAACGUCGCAAGUGACAUCGGAAGUGACCUUCCCAAGGGCCUUUUCCUUGACUGCUUUGCGUGGCGAAGGUGCAUCUCUAGAAGAGGUUGCGAAAUUUGCUUCAGACGAAAGCGGCGCCCACGGUUUGAGGUUCGACAAACGCUGCUUUUCCAAGAUGCGCGUCAUUGGCCAGUUCAACUUGGGCUUCAUCAUUGGUGCGUUGCCAGUAACCAGCUCCAGAGGUGGCAAAGAACAACUGUUCAUCGUCGAUCAGCAUGCUUCCGACGAGAAGUUCCGCUUUGAGGCUUUAAACCGGGAGUCGCGGAUUGAGCGACAGCCCCUGGUGUCGGCACAUCCUCUCCAACUUACACCAGCUCAGGAGCAGCUCGCUGAAGCCUAUCUUGAGAUCUUCCGCAAAAAUGGCUUUGAUCUUCAGAAAGACGAGGCUCGGCCUCCUGGUCGGCGGUUGAGGGUGACGGCGCUUCCAAGCUGCCAAGGAAUGGUCUUCAAUGAGAAGGACAUCCAUGACCUUUUGUACAAGUUGGAAGAGGCUCAACCUUCUGAAGGCAGUCAAAGUCUUGAAGGUGGCCUGCUGGAUCUGGAUGGGCAUCGCGCCCUUUGGAGCACUGCACUGCCACGGCCGCAGAAGGCUGGCAUGCCUUGGAGUAAGGUUUGGACGUUGCUUGCCUCAAAAGCCUGUCGCUAUGCUACCAUGGUUGGAAAGGCUCUACGGGUCAGCGACAUGGAGAAGAUCCUUCGAAAUCUGGGUACUUUGAGGCAACCUUGGAACUGUCCACAUGGGCGCCCCACCAUGCGGCACCUGGUGGACACCGACGCUGCGCGGAAGGCUCCCAGAAGGACGCCCUCCGUAAAGGUCGGCACAUGA
Molecule: messenger RNA, 3173 nt
Organism: Cladocopium goreaui
Lineage: Eukaryota; Dinophyceae; Suessiales; Symbiodiniaceae
Source: the annotation of a GenBank genome assembly